AUCAGUAGAGUAGAGUGAGAGAAAGAGUGGGGACCCGCAAUACAUUUGACGUCACUGAUUUAGGGCCGCCAAGAUGGCUGUCAAUGUUGAUAAGUGUUUUGGUUACUCGUAUAAUAAUUCGCGAUAAGAAUAAUCCCACGGUCCCGUACAAUCGAACGGGGCUCGAUAGCUCCGUUCGCACGCGGACAAAUAUCAACGAAUCAUUCAUAAACAAAAUAAAUAGUGGUGUGCGCCUACAAAAUAAAUCGAGAGGGAGAGAGCAUGGCGGACACCGAGGAUGCAGAAGAAGAGAUACGACGUGCCCUUUACGUCGUACAAUCGAUGAUUGAUAUAUCGGCCGAUCGUCUGGAGGGCCUAAGAACACAGUGCUCAACCAGUGCUGUUCUUACUCAACAAGAAAUUCGAACUCUCGAGGGAAAAUUAAUCAAAUUAUAUUCGAAGCAACUAGUGACGAAAGCUAAGCUGCCUGUAGACUCUUUACCAGCCGAGAUGAGACAAUAUCCAUCGAUUCAACAAUGGCUGAGAGUAGUGGGUUUGACGCCGGAAUCCAUACAAAUGGUAUGCGCUAAAAUAGUUUCGUUAGAAAUUCUGAAGGAAAAAUCUGAGCAUGAAUUGAGCGGUAUCCUUGGAGAAAAUAAUGAACGUCAUGCCGAGGAGCUCAGAAGGCUUUGUCGUGCUUUGCACAAUUUGCGACGAUAUAUCGAUGUGUUACUGCGAGAUGAUAUGGAAAAUAGCGACAUGAAUUUAUACUGGGACUCUUGGGAUCGUCAUCAUCUUCGAAGCGGUCCAUCACCGCGUCCAGUAAGAUCACGAGUGACUCGAGUUUCAGUGCCCACGGAAGAUAGCAUUCCGUAUCAAAACAACAACAACAAUAAUUCGAAUAGCGAGACUUUGGGUCAAGCAUCUUCGAUAAUAUGUCUGGCAGCCUCUAGCCCGCCGUUGACACCAUUGCUUGGUAGACAAGAACGAACACCGGGUGUUAAACUUCCAACGACACCUCCACCCAGUAAAAGACACCAAACCGGUUUGCACACUAAUUCGACACAACCCGAAGUAUUUCCUCUCACUAAAUCAAAAUCCCACGAAUCUCAAUUGGCGAAUCGUUUGGAAAAUGGUGAUCCAGCUGCAAGCUGCCCCAAUGAACAUCUGCAAACUCGUAGACGAAGUCGUUUACCAACGGAGCCAGGUUCUUGCAGCAGCAACGCCGACAUAACCACCGAAAGUCUUAUGCCAAACACGAAUAGUCCCAUUAAAUCGCCGCCGUAUUCGAGCGCCGAAAGUGACGAUAACAGCUACAAGGGAUCAGUGAGUAGCAGUCUACAAGUGCCAAAGUCUCCACGUACGCCAACGGUGACGCGUGGCAUGGGUCACAUAAUAGCACAUCGUUUCACAAAAACUUUUAAAAUGAUGACAACGUGUGACUAUUGCGAUAAACAAAUGUUCAUCGGUACAGGAUUAAAAUGUACCGAGUGCAAGUACAAGUGUCACAGAGACUGCGAAUCUAAAGUACCACCUUCUUGUGGCUUACCUCAGGAAUUAUUCGACGAGUUUAAGAGAACUUUACAAGCAGAUGGAAUGAUCAACGCUUCACCCGUACUCAGCAAACUGGGAAUCACGUCACCGAAUCAUCAUAAUCCCAGCAUCCUUAACUCCAUGAAUCAAAGAGAUCGCAGAUACCGUACUUAUCCUCAUCCAGCUAUUAAUGUGCCGUUCCCGGGUGCGGACUCUAGUUCAAAUACUUCGAGCUGCAACAGCUCAACGCCUUCUAGUCCAGCAUUGCUACCAGGCAACACAACCCAAACGCAUCAGGCAACAACCAAACAACAAUUCCAUUUUCCAGACGUAACGCUUAAUGAUAGAGGCAUCAUGUUGGGGAAUCAUCAACUCGAGGGCACAACAAUGUCAAGUGACAGCGAUCGUACCGUGAGUAUUUCCGGUUCAGGAAGUGUGAGCACAGAUUCCGAACGCACACCCGUGAGAGUGGAUUCUCAGGACUCCCAGGUUUCGGACGGUGAGCCGGGCGAUAGUCGAUGGCCUCGACAAAAUAGCUUGUCUAUGAGAGAAUGGGACAUUCCAUAUGACGAAUUAAAGAUCGGUGAACCAAUCGGUAUUGGACGAUUUGGUACAGUAUAUCGUGGCAAUUGGCACGGUGACGUAGCUAUAAAAGUACUAAACAUGGAUGAUUAUCUUGACGAUGACAAAACUCUCGAGGCUUUCAAGUUAGAGGUUGCAACAUUCCGAAAAACGAGACACGAAAAUCUAGUUUUAUUUAUGGGGGCUUGUAUGAAACCUCCGCGAUUGGCGAUUGUCACAAGCAUGAGUAAAGGCAUGACACUCUACACUCACAUUCAUCUGCUCAAAGAUAAAUUUUAUAUGAACAAAACGACCAUUAUUGCCCAACAGAUCUCUCAGGGAAUGGGGUACCUCCACGCGCGUGGAAUUAUUCACAAAGAUCUGAAGAGCAAAAAUAUCUUUCUCGAAAAUGGUAAGGUCGUUAUAACCGAUUUCGGCCUUUUCAGCGUUACAAAACUUUGCUACGGUAACAGAAAGGGAAACGGUUUGAGCAUUCCACCCGGUUGGUUAUGUUACCUUGCACCGGAAAUUGUGCGACGUCUUCGACCUCAACAAAAUCGUGAUCAAGAAGAAUUGCCCUUCUCAGAGUCUUCGGAUGUUUAUGCCUUUGGUACCGUUUGGUACGAGUUGCUUUGCGGCGAAUGGCCGUUUAAAGGACAACCACCCGAAGCCAUUAUUUGGCAGGUUGGGAAAGGAAUGAAGCAGACACUCGCGAAUCUUGAGGCAUCGCGUGACGUCAAGGAUAUAUUGAUGUUAUGUUGGUCUUAUCGGCCGGAAAAUCGUCCUGACUUCACAAAGUUACUGGACACGCUCGAAAAGCUGCCUCGCAAACGUUUAGCACGUAGCCCAUCGCAUCCUAUACAUCUUUCGCGCUCCGCCGAAUCCGUAUUUUAAAAAAUAAUAAAAACCGCGUAAAAACGAAAAAAAAAUGAUUACACGGGCGUUGACGUUUUUAAAACAGAAAUAAAAAACAUAAUAUCGAUUGACGAUUUUCCGAGAGGUGAUGCGAACAAAUUCGAGAGGAUAGGAAGAAAAAUUUUUGAUCGAUCAUCUUUAUUAACUCUUCUAUUUAAUAAUCUUGGUUUUUCUCGAAGUCGUUGGGUCUGUACGCUCCUGUAAAUAAGCAUUUUCAAAUAACGAAAAAAUAUGACGAAAAACGGAACAUUCGUAAGUUUCGAUAUAACGAAGAAGUAAUAAUAAUAAUUAUAAUCAAAUGACAAUUAUAACGGAGUGUCCUUAUCAAUCAAAGAUUAAAUCCAUGUGGCACGUUAGUUGAACGAGAAGAACGACAUCAAUGAAGAGAUAACUGACGAAGAUUUUAGAAUCCAAUAUUUAAGGAUACAUUGUGCACCUAGAAGUGAGAAAAUCAUUGGAAGCAUUUUUUUUUUGGAAAUCGAAGCAAUCGGAUAAGGAGUUUUCAUGACCGGAACCUUAACAUUUCGCGAAAUAUUUCCAACGGUUUUCAUACGAAAAGUGGCCAACAACAGAACCAACGGUUUCAUAAAUAGUCUACCGUUUCAAAAUUCCGUUCAAGAAGAAUUUCGGAAACGACUCGACCGCUUUUUUAGAAAUUUCUCAUAAUCAUUCCACAUUUAACUAUAUUAACCUAUAUCGAAUACUUUUUUAUGGCUAGUUUUUUUUUCAUUACAAUAGAUUGGAACAUAGUAUCCUUGUAAUUGUCAUCCAUUUGUUUAAAAGUAAACCAUGUUGUCAAAAAUCAAAUUUAUUGGUAUUGGCUCUGAACCAUCGGACAUUAGCGCGGUGUUUAGAAUCUAGCUCUCCUGUUAUAGCUAUACUCAUCGUUUUAACCCUUUUUCUAAGAAAAAAGCUUCAUGACGACAACCUUAUUUCUUAUAAAACGAAAUUGUAAACCUCUUUUUAAAUGAUUAAAAAGCAUUCCAUGCCAUUUCGCUUAACUGUGAUCUCCGCGGCCAUUCUUUAUUUUUUUGAAAAUUAUUUAUAAACUAGUACAUAACAAAAAGAAUAUACAAACGGAAUUUCUAAUUCUUCAUCUCAAGUCUUUCAAAAUUUAUAAUUUUCCGAAAAAAAAAAGCACAAAUUGGUUUGGGUUAUUCCUUUAUAUAAAUACGAUUUUAUAUAGAAAUUUCAAGAAUUUCAAUGGCCAGGGUCACGGUUGAGCGAGAUGGCGUAGAACAUCUCAUAUUUACAUCCGAAAGAAACUUUCAUCCGAUUACUCCAAUAGUUUUUCGAAAAAAAUUUGCUGUUUUAUAUUUUUCAAAUCUUCCAGAUCUAUGUGUUCUCUGAACGCAAAUUGAAUAUCAAAAAUAAAAACAUCGAUGUCAAAAGAACCUGCACUGAAACGAGACAAAAAAAAAGGGAAUUUUGUAAAAUAUCGAGUUGCAUUGUGUUUACCACGAAAAGUAUUGAUAGAGUAUUAAAAAUCAUCAAACAAACAAAUAAUUAAUAGUGAAAAAGAAAGCAGUGUUAUGCAAUCCGAAGAAAAUAAUUUUUCACGAUAAAAUUCAACUAAGUAAAUUAUGCCUAUCCCGAUAAUAUAGUAGUCGAAUAAUUAUUAUUUAAUAAGAUGAAAAAAAAAUCAUUAUAAUUAAAAAUCCGCGGUCCUGUUACUUUUGAAUCGUACGCUAACUAAUAACGCGCCCCCGUGCGAUUUUUUCAUAACCAUUAUACGUGCAAGUACUAGUCAUUCUCAAAAAGAAAAGAAAUGAAAAUCGAUCAACUCAUACGUUUUCACUAACAGCCGUUAAAGAAAUACGGAAAAUUCACCGUUGCCGUAAGAAACACGACAGACUAUGAGGAGAAAAGGGGGUCAGAGAAUUAUUAGAUUUAUUAUCGAUCUCGGGAAUAGAAACUAUAUUUCGUCCUAAGCGGUAUUAUCCCCUUCCCCCAUUAUUUUUAGGCAAGCAACGAGUUGACCGCGAACGAUCUCAUAGCAAAUAUUGUACAUUAUUUAAUAAUUAACCGAUUAACAAAAGAAAAUGGUUUUAAAAAUUUUGUGACUCGAAGUACUCGGGCUAACGAUGUCUCGUUCAUUUCAGCGUCAAUUUGUUAACCCGAAACAUCGAGGAGAUUCUCUGAAUGGUUAAAAUGUAUGGAGAAACAAAUGAUGAAUCUAACCAUAAAGUCAUAAUUAUUUGAAGAAAGGCGAAUUUACUGUCGACUAACAAAAGUCACAAACUUUUAAUCUUGUAAUUAUAAUAGUUGGCAAGCCACGUCUGACGCAAAGAAAAAUAAUGUUUUAAUCAAUAUAAAUCGUUGUUAAAGAAAAAUUCUGCGCACUUCGAAGAUUCGUAUCGAUGAGUUAUAACUCGGCAAAGAGUAAACAUAGAAUGAAGUGAAAAAAAAAAUUAUGAAUAAAAAUUGACAAGAGGUGGUAAAUCGCGAGAGAAAAAUGCAAAAAAAAAUAAAGAAAAAAAGAAAAAUUCUAUCGGUUUUAAUGUAAAUCUGUCCUCGUUAAUGUACCAAUUUUCUGAAAAUUUAGAUUCGCGUUACCUUGUAUUGGUGUUAAUAAAAAUACAUAUGUAAUACGAAUGAAAACAAGAGUUCUGAAAACAA
Venturia canescens is the source of this 5607-nucleotide messenger RNA. RefSeq names its product kinase suppressor of ras (gene ksr). Gene Ontology annotation, molecular function: ATP binding; protein kinase activity. The transcript has 16 exons. The coding region runs from base 262 to 2967 and encodes 901 amino acids. Gene Ontology annotation, cellular component: cytoplasm. Lineage: Eukaryota; Metazoa; Arthropoda; Insecta; Hymenoptera; Ichneumonidae. Gene Ontology annotation, biological process: Ras protein signal transduction; protein phosphorylation. The record is from RefSeq and is a predicted model, not a curated record.